UGACUCUGCUUUCCGUGUCCCUCAUGGAAGGAAUAUUGGAGAAAGGAAAAGAGAAACGAAGAAUAAAGUAAACUUGAAGAGGAAAGCAACUUUCACCCAUAGAUCACAGCUAAUUUCAUGCAUAUAUCAUAAUAUGCACCAAACCUUUAUUCGUAUUCCUCUAUUAAAUAUGACACUGCUCCACUAUUAAAGUAAGGAGUUAUGAACAAGUUAUCUGCCUUGCCUUGAAUUUUGUGAAAAUGGCGCAAAACUAUGGCUUCCUUGUCUGCAUUCUUGUCUUGGUGGUGGAUGUUGCAGCUGGCAUACUUGGAAUUCAAGCAGAAAUAGCUGAAAACAAGGUUAAGGAGUUGAAGAUGUGGGCACUGGAGUGUAGAGACCCCAGCUUCGGAGCCUUCAAGCUAGGAGUUGCUGCUUCCGUUCUCUUGGCCUUUGCUCAUGCAUUUGCUCACUUGCUUGGUGGGUGCAUUUGCAUGCGCUCAAAAGAAGAAUGCGAAAGAGCCACAGCCAAUAGACAAUUAGCAGUGUCUUUUUUCUUGUUAUCAUGGAUGGUUUUGGCAAUUGGUUUCUCCUUGCUGAUAUUAGGGACCUUAGCCAACUCAAGAUCAAGAGAAUCGUGUGGAAUGUCAAAUCGUCGUUUUCUAUCGAUUGGAGGGAUUUUGUGCUUCGUACAUGGGUUGUUCACCAUUGUCUAUUAUGUCUCUGUAACUGCCACAAGGAGGGAAGAAAAGAGACAAGGAAACCCCAUUGUUAGCCACCCUUAAACACCACUCUCUUUCUUAUACCAUCACACCAUCAUUAGAUAAGAAAUGUACCAUUUAACUUCUGAUUUUCAUUAGUGUUACAUGAAUGAGUAAUCACUUUAUUGUUUAGUAGACUUCCAUAUUUUUAGGACUGAA
This is a messenger RNA of Vigna angularis (adzuki bean), 896 nucleotides long. Its product is annotated as protein DESIGUAL 2. The transcript has 3 exons. The coding region runs from base 240 to 761 and encodes 173 amino acids. The record is from RefSeq and is a predicted model, not a curated record. Lineage: Eukaryota; Viridiplantae; Streptophyta; Magnoliopsida; Fabales; Fabaceae.